GUUAAAAUAAAAACAUGUAUUUGAAUCUGGAAGUGUUCAAUUAUAAAACCUUAUAUACAAUUUAACUAAAAUGAUAUUACAUACAGAAUGAAAGAGUGAUUUUGUUGAAAAUAAAUGGUAAAAUAGUGAAUAUGAUAUUUGAUCUAUAGUAUUGAACUGAAACAAAAAGUUGCAUUUUAUACUUUAAAAAAAUAUCACCAAUAAAAUCAUAAAUAGUUAUGUAGGGUUACAUGUACCUCAAAGCUAAAUCUAGGUCAGUUAUCAGUCAAUGCAGGAUAUGUUUGUGACUGUGCAAGCCUGGCUAAAUGUUAUCAGGACAUGUGGAUUUAGCAAAGCUGUGUCAACAAUAGUAAAAUAAAUGUCACUCGAAUUUGUAGAUGUACUAGACUGUUGAAACUUAAUUACAAGACUUGGAUAUUUAUUUGCAAAAUGCUUGUAGCCAAAACUGCACGUGGAUUUCAGAAAUCUUUUGGAUUUUUGUCUAUCCUUCAAGAACAGACAUGCAAGAAAUGUUUUUCUGCUACAAACAAAAAGUUUAGGGACAAGGUGUAUGAGUUGAGAACAUACUCCAUUAAUCCGAAAGAUAUAAAACCCUUUAUGGAACUUAGUAAAGAGUGGAUGCACAUCAGAAUGAAACACUCAAAGCUGAUUGGUUAUUGGCUCAGUGAAAUAGGCGGGAUUAAUGAUGUAGUGCACAUAUGGGAAUACGAUAGCCUUAGUCACAGAGCGAAAGUAAGACAAGCUCUGGCAGGUGACCCGGAGUGGGUGGGGAACUAUUUCAGUAAAAUAUUACCCUGGAUGCAUCGUCAGGAGAAUAGUCUUCUCAAGUGUUUACCAGGAACAGCUAUACUAGAUCCACCAUCAAAUGGUGUUUAUGAGAGUCAAGCCUUUGUGAGCACCAAGGGUAGGGAUGAGACAACCACUGCCAUAAGAAAUAUUCACAGACCAUCUGCUAUGUUGCUAGGCAGCUGGUACAGCAUUCUGGGAUAUGAAUCCAUUGGUUUCAUGCUAUGGCAUCAUCCAGAUGUGGACAAUCUUGUUCAUUCCUCAGAAACAGCAGCCAAAGAUAGUGGUGUGACAGUUGUUCAUUCUCGUCUCCUCUUGCCGACACCAUGGUCACCCAUGAAAUGAAGAAGAAUCUUGUCCUCCUACUAAAGAACAAAACAAUCUGAUCUGUGUUUGGUUUCUUAGAACUACGGCAAGCACUAAAAAAUAAACGGAUGGAUUAUUCAUAUUGUUGGAAUAUAGCUUAACAUUUCCCAGUGUUUUAUGAAAACCAAUUAUUUGUUUCACUUUUUUUAAUGUAAAUAUUGAUUUGUUAUAUGUAUAAAUACAGACUAGUGCAUUGUU
This is a messenger RNA of Mercenaria mercenaria, 1350 nucleotides long. RefSeq names its product protein NipSnap homolog 3A-like. The record is from RefSeq and is a predicted model, not a curated record. The coding region runs from base 430 to 1131 and encodes 233 amino acids. Gene Ontology annotation, cellular component: mitochondrion. The transcript is spliced from 6 exons. NCBI's taxonomy places the organism in Eukaryota, Metazoa, Mollusca, Bivalvia, Venerida, Veneridae.